Molecule: messenger RNA, 216 nt
Organism: Hymenoscyphus albidus
Lineage: Eukaryota; Fungi; Ascomycota; Leotiomycetes; Helotiales; Helotiaceae
Source: the annotation of a GenBank genome assembly
AUGGAAGGAAUGGAAGGAAACAAAGAGAGCAGGAGCUUUGGUGGUUCGAAACUCUGCUGGAAAGCUCAAGUCUCAGCAACCCGCUUAGCACGGCGCAUUGGGAAGGGGACGGGGAAGGGGACGUCUGGCUAUGAUGGGGAUAGACAAAACAAUGGAACUUGGAUCCGUGGAUACUUUUCUACGUUUCGAACUGUCAUCUUGGCGGACGAGGUUUAG